AUGCCACCAAAAACAAGAACAAAUAAAAAGCAUAACAACAAAGAGCGUCUCUCAACAUCGAGCGACACAAGCGACAAUGAAUCUUCUUCAGUGAACUUAACGGGGAUUAUUGACAAUUUAAACAAAGAGUUUAAAGUGCAAGAGCGAGCGAUGAAGAAAAUAAGAGAAUCGCAAGAACACAUUAGUGAUAGCUUUGAUGCGCUCAAAAAAGAGAUCGAUCGCUUAACAGAAGAAAACAAACAAAUAAAAAAAGAGUUGAAGGAACUUAAAACAAACGGCGAAGGUGUCAAAAUCAAAAUGAAAACAUUAGAACGAAAUUCUGUAGUAAUGGAAAUUGCUGCACAAGUUAAUGCAAAUAUUAAUAUUGAUAGCAUCGAGGAUGUAUAUCAAAAUGAAAAUAAAAAAUUUAAAACACACCCAUUAAUCGUCAAAAUGAGCAGUAAUGAGUUGAAAGCAAAAUGCUUUGAGUUUAGGAAGAAAGGUUCGCAUAUAGAUUUGAAGAAAAUACUUCCAAACGUAGACAUGAAGGGGAAAAAUAUAAACUUCCAUCAGCUGAUGGAAAAAGAACUGAGCGAUUUGAUGAAAAAGGCUAAAAAUGCAGCAUAUAAAAAGAGCUACAAAUACGUGUGGGUAAAGGAUGCAAAAAUACUUGUAAGAAAAGAUGAUGACACCCCGGUGAUACAAAUUAUGGAGCUAGAAGAUUUAAAAAAGCUAGAUUAA
Molecule: messenger RNA, 720 nt
Organism: Rhagoletis zephyria (snowberry fruit fly)
Lineage: Eukaryota; Metazoa; Arthropoda; Insecta; Diptera; Tephritidae
Product: intracellular protein transport protein USO1-like
Source: RefSeq, a predicted model, not a curated record